Molecule: messenger RNA, 889 nt
Organism: Sitophilus oryzae (rice weevil)
Lineage: Eukaryota; Metazoa; Arthropoda; Insecta; Coleoptera; Curculionidae
Product: myotrophin
Exons: 3
Coding region: 108-461 (117 amino acids)
Biological process (GO): regulation of barbed-end actin filament capping
Cellular component (GO): nucleus; cytoplasm
Molecular function (GO): protein binding
Source: RefSeq, a predicted model, not a curated record
UGUCAGUACUGUCACUUGUCUUGUCAAUCUUAUAAAAAAUAUCAAUUUAACUCCGGUUUUUACAGUUUUUAUAAAAUAUUAUAAAAUUAAUAACAAUUAUUAAAACAAUGAGCAGUGAAUUUGUGUGGGCAAUAAAGAACGGAGAUCUCGAACAAGUAAAAGAUAUUAUUGAGAAAAAGUCGGUAGAUGUAAAUCAAGAAGUUGAUGGUCGUCCACUAAUUCUAUACGCAGCCGAUUACGGGCAAAGAGAUGUAAUAGAAUAUUUAAUCUUAUCAGGAGCAAACGUAAAUGCUAAAGACAAACAUGGAAUCACUCCUAUACUAGCCGCAAUAUGGGAGGGUCACAAGUCUUGUGUGGAGUUAUUGUUGCAAAAAGGGGCAGAAAAAAAUGGUGUAGCACCAGAUGGGAAGUCGUACUUAGAUUCAGCAGAAAACAUCGAAAUUCGCCAGUUGUUAGCUUAAUUCUGUAGUAGUGAUGAAGAGGUCUUAAAAAUCAUUGCCCCCUAUCAUAAAUUCUACUUAAAAUUUUAUUCUAUUUUCUCUAGAGGAAUGGGAAAUUGCAUACAUAAAAUGUGUGCUGGGCGAUAUAUGUAUUUUUGAUAAUUACUCGGAGAUCUUGAAUAUAGAGAUUGGAUUUUAAAAUUAUAUUGUUUAGUGUUAAAUAAUGGUAAUGGAUGCUAUACAUUGCUCUACAUUCGUAUAUACUUAAGUGCUUUUAAUGAAAAUUAACAAUGAUAUAAUGCUGUCCUUAAAAAAAUGUAUUUUAUUCAGAGUACAUUCUGAAAAUGUAUCAUUUUAAAUAGAAGUUUAUACUAUAUUAUUAAGAUUACUAGUGUAGUGCUAUUUAUUUUAUAAUUAUACAUGUUUUGUAAUAAAAAAGUUAUAUAGGU